GGUGGGAUAUUCUGGUGGAAAGCGUCUUCUGAGGGAUUCCAGGCAGAGCAGCUGGACGAGGUGAAGAAACGAACAUCUGAUGCGCUCAGCUCCUAUGUUGGGGGCAGCCAUGGUGACUUUGGUUGCAGUGUUGCAGGAGGCAUUAAUGUACCAAUAUCUAGUUCUAAAUCAUCCCUCCAAGGCACUGGUACCAAAGCCUUCCAGCCAGAAAUUCAUCUGUCUAUUACCAAGACAGGUGGCCCACCUGGAGUGGAUUCCCUCACAGCAUGGAAAUCUGGGCUACUGGCCAGUAACAAAACCUGGUCUGUUAUUGACAGAGGUUCUCAGCUGAUUCCAGUGUGGGACAUAAUCCUGUCCAAUCACAGACAAGAUUUUAAAGAUGUUUAUCAAAUGAGGAGCAGCCUCAUACAUGCUUAUGAAGCCCUAACAGACCUAAGUGUCAGUACAUUGCUUGGGGAGGAGUUCGACUGUGCAGUGGAUGAGGCCAGAUCGUUCUUAGAGGACAUGAAGUCCUGGGAAGUCUCUGGGGAUGAAGAACAGCUGGUGAAACUGAUGAACUUCAAACAGAAGCUGAAUGAAAAAACAAGAAGCCCUAGUGUAUGGAUUAACAUUUGCCUGUCAGAUAAGGGGCUUCAAAAUUUCCUGGAGAAUACAGUUUUACUAUGCAAAAAUGUACCUGCACAAAACACUAUGUUCACCAAGUCUCUGCUGCACUGCCUUCUGGCUUCUUCUAUCUAUUCAGUUAAAAAUUUCCCCAAAUCUUCUUUCAUUAUGCAAUGGAUUUUCCAGUCAGCAGAAGAACAAGCAGAACAGAUCUACAGCUCAGAUCUCACAGAUUUUAUUAAAGUUUUACAACAAAUGGAAAGUGAUAUCAAGGAAGCUACUGCUGCCUCUAUGAAUUCUCCAGCAGCACAGCCUGAAGCAAAAAGAAAAGCUACUCUGAUUCUCAGUUUAUCCUUCCAUUCAUUACUGCAGGCUCUGAGAAAGAGAGCCGAGACAGAUACAGAACUGUUAUUACUCUCAGUUGCAGCGAGCACAGGAUACCGUGUGGAAAGUCACAUUUUUCAGAAUCUCCUUGGGUGCCCAGAAAUUAACUUCAUGUUAAAAGAAAUGCGAACAGCACAUGAGAGAUAUUUGACUCUUAGGGAUCAGGAUGUUUCCAGAGCUCAGGCUUUCCUGUUGUUGACAGGUCUGACAGUAGCAGCUAAAUAUAAAGUUAUGGCCCCUGAAGAGAAGAAGAAAUGUUUGACUUUCAUUGAAGAUCACAUGCAAAACUCGCUGUCACGGGAAGUUACUUUUGUCCUUACAAAGCACAGAGCACUCACUGAUUGUAAAGCACUGGAAAGAGACUUGAAUUCCCUUGUAAAUGGAAAUUUUGAAGCCACAAAUGAUGAUCAGCAGAAGGAGUAUAUAAAGAAAGAACUAGAAAACGUAUUUCAAGAAACCAAGCUGGUAAAUUCACCAGCAUCAACAUCCAAAGAAAUGCAAUCCAGCAACAUUAAGACGUAUGAAUUUCCCCAAACUCCAGGGUUUCUCAAAUUAAUCAAGCAACUUAAACUUGAAAAUUUCUAUCCAAAUAAAAUGGGGGUGGCAGACUUCCAGAAAAUUCACAAAGCAUUUUUACAUGACAGCUACCCCAGCAAUGAAAGUGAGCUGCCAUUUUAUUUUUUGGAUAAGCUGUUGAUGCUGGACUAUCGGGUAAGAUAUUUGAUUUGCAACGAUGACAGUAAAACAAAACAAGGCAUAGCCAAUACACUGACCACCAGCGAUGAUGUGGAUGAACCUUUAGAUAAUUUAGAUGACAUUUUUAAUGAUAUUGAUGAGGAAUCUAAUGAAUUUGCUAAAAGUAAUGAAGGUCAGGUGCAUCCCAUGGACAUCCUGAUGGCAAUUUUUCACUGUGCAGAUGAUUUCAUGAGGCAAUAUAUUUCAACAAAGCUUUCUUUAUGUCAAUUUGCACUUCCGCUUUUGGUGCCAGAUCCCCGCACUUCACAAAUAGAAUUCCCUCUUUGGUCCUUUUGCCACGUUAACAAGAAAUGGCAGAGUCAUGAGAAAUUUCAAAACAAGGCUGGGAUUAGGAAAUGUAAAGAUAAAUUGAUUUAUCAAGCAGACCUACCAGUGGUGUCUUUCAUAAGAUUUGGUGCAUCUUCUUUUUCUAAAUCUCAGCUCUUAAAUACACUGUUGAGUAAGCCAAAGCAUAGUAUUUUUUUCCAUCGUCACUGUAGAGGCAGUAGUAAAAACUGCCUCUUGAUGGAAGGUGUUGUAGAAAUCACCUGGUAUUGUCCAGGUAGAGAUGAUAACGACAGGUUUGACAAUUGCAUCGCAUUCACUAAUCUUCAUGGAGAUGCAAGAGAACAUGAGCAGCAAGUCAAAUUUUUACAGGAAAUAGCUUCUGUCACUGUGGUUCUCUUGUCGGACACUGAUCGGAAUGAAAAGGGCAUGAAGGUUUUACAAGACCUCCUAAAAUCCCCCAAACCUUUCAUCUUUCUCUGUAUUGACAAAGAGAGAAUAUCAGUUAACAAGUUUGGAAAGCGAGUAAAAAUAGCUGUUAAGAACCAGAAUGAGGCAACAUUAAUGGAGGAACUGACCACUGCAAUUAAAUGUGCUGUAGAAACUUCAAAUAUUUCUUGUAGUCUAGGUAAAUGUGCAAAAAUUGCUCGAAAUCAUGGAUUCUGUGUUGACGAAGACAAAAGAGAGUGCAAGGAAGGCAAAGAACUGGCACAAAAAGUAAUGGAUAUUGUGAAACAGAAAAAUAUUUUAGAUACUAAGGACAAAUUAUUACCUCUCCAAGGAGAGUUGUGGCACAAGUGGUGUAAAAAGGAUAAAGAACGUACCCAUUUUCAGGACAAUGAGAACAUGGGCAUUGAACAGCACCUAAGCAAAAUAAAAUCAGAAAAGCAUGCAAUACGACAGGAUCAGUUACAGAGAGCGUUCCCCCUGAAUAAGCUAAUGCAGUCAGUGCUUUCAACUCUGAAUUUACCUUCCCAGAAAACCAAAAUGUAUUUUUUACAGUGGCUGAAAGUAUUUAUAGCUGAUCUGUCUUCUGAUCAUCUUGCAGAGCUUCACCAAAAAUACCAUGAUUUGUGGUCACAAAACCAAAGAGGAGAAAAUAAUGACUUGCAAAAACAAUUAGAAAAAUUAUCACAUGAAAUAAAUGAAUCUACUUUUGGUCUUGAACAUCUUUUGAGAGAAGUGGGUCAGAUUUAUGAAGCUUUGGAUGCACAGCCUGAACAGGAUAAAUGCUUUCUUGAACUACCAAAAAUUGUAGCUGAUUUGAUGGUUUCAGGGUAUCCUAUUGAGCUGCUGGAUGGUGACACUUCUUAUGUGCCAUUGAAAUGGGUCGGAGCCAUCUUUGACAAGUUAAUUGAGAAAUUAGGAGACAAAAAGGUGUUUGUUCUUUCAGUACUUGGCAUCCAGAGCACUGGGAAGUCAACACUGUUAAAUGCCAUGUUUGGACUUCAGUUUAAAGUCAAUGCAGGUAGGUGCACAAGGGGAGCAUUUAUGCAACUAGUUAAGGUGGAUGAUGAGCUCAGAAAAGAGCUGAACUUUGACUUUAUGGUGGUUAUUGACACUGAAGGACUUUGGUCAACAAAGCUAGAAAAUAGAUCAGCACUCAGCCAUGAUAACGAGCUAGCCACUUUUGUCAUUGGUCUUGGCAACACAACUUUGAUCAAUAUUUUUGGAGAGAAUCCUUCUGAAAUGCAAGAUAUCCUACAGAUCGCUGUCCAGGCAUUUCUGAGAAUGAAGCAAAUAAAUCUCUCCCCAAGCUGUUUGUUUGUGCACCAAAAUGUUGGAGACAUAACUGCAAAUGAAAAGAAUAUGGAAGGACGAAGACGCCUUCAGGAAAAAUUAGAUGAAAUGGCAGUUUCUGCAGCCCAGCAAGAGUUCUGUGAUGUUACCUGCUUUAGUGAUGUUAUCCAAUUUGAUGUGAACACCCACGUUCAUUACUUUCCUCACCUCCGGGAAGGAGACCCACCAAUGGCACCUCCAAACCCCAGUUACAGCCAAAGGGUGCAGGAACUAAAGAGGGAAAUUCUCAUGGCUGCCAAAGAAAAAUCUGAAGGUAGUUUUCUAAGCCUGUCAGAAUUAAAAACACGCACUCAGGACCUGUGGGAGGCUUUGUUAAAUGAGAAUUUUGUAUUCAGCUUUAAAAAUACACAGGAGAUUGUUGUAUACAGCAGACUGGAAAACAACUAUAACAAAUGGACCUGGGAACUGAGAAGUUUCAUGCUUGAUUUGCAGAACAAGCUGAACAUCCAAAUUCAGAAUGGAAAAAUCUCCAAAAUAGAUAGAGUAGAUCUUGAAAAAAGAGUUCAGGAAAAAUAUGAUGCCACUGAAAAGGAUCUAGAAAGGUAUUUUAGUGAGGACAAGGACUGUAACAUACUGAUUCAAUGGUGGGGGGGAAUUAAAACAAAAAUGAACUUUUUCAGACAAGAACUGAUUGACAAAAUUUGUCAAAAGGGUCAAGAAUUUAUCCAUCUAAAGAAUCGUCAAAGCAGUUUUGAACAAAGGAAAUCAACUUAUAAAGAUGAGUUGCUUAGAAAAAGCAAGGAGUUGGCGCGACAUUUCAGAGAUAAGGAAUUGAGUGAAAGUGAGCUUAGAGAUAGCUUUAUUGGUAUGUGGAAGGAAUGGGUUAUUGAGGUGUCCUCUGCUGCCCGUGUUGAGGAGCCCAAUUUUAAUGCUGAAAUGGAGAUUUUCCUUUGCAAUCAUUUUAGAUCAGAACACAAUAUAAGAAACAGGAUUAUAACAUCCUCUGAAUGGACUCUUUUUCCUCUGAACCCUUCUGAGCACAUCUCAAUGAAGAGGCGAUGGUAUGGACUGAAGAUUACUAAAGAAUGUGAUGUUGAGAAUUUAAAGACAAUGGCAGCACACCUAGAGCAGCAUAUCUAUGAAUACAUUGAGAACAAAGCGAGUGAGAUAAUGAAUUACAGUCCCAGUUACUUUCAUGAAAUAGUGGAGUUAAUAAGCAGAAAGUUGGAAUCGGAUUCAGAGGAUUACAAUUUUACAUUAACACACUUAUACGAAGUGGAUGUAUCUCUAUAUUUAUGCCAAAUGGCAACAAGGAAGUUGAGAGAGACAUUCAAAGCAUUCCAGAAAUCAGAUGAUCCAGUCCGGUAUCUUGAAAGUAAGAGAGAGGAAUUCUUUAGCUCUUUUAAAAUCGCCUGCCAAGGAGCAACAUCAGUCACAACUUUUGCUGAUAUUUUAUGCAGCAAUCUUAAAUCUGCUAUCUGCCAUGCAGUCUAUGACAAGACUGCCAUUGACAUAGCAAAUGAGAUAAGGUCUGACAAUCCAAUCUUGAAUGGCAAUAGAAGCAAACUGGAACUAUUCAUUCUGUAUUGUCUUUUAGAUCAGGAAGAUUUGGAAAAAUACCAGGAGUAUAUUUAUAACCCAAGUUACUAUAUGGAGGAUUUUAUCAGACGAGCUGUUGAUAGGUAUUGUUUCAACAAGAAAAAUCCAAAAUUGAAAAAUUUCUUAAAUUUAAAUCUUGAUUCUUUCCAGACUCUUGUUCUUUCGGCAAUUCAUGAAUCAACUAAAGUUGUUAACGAUAAACAUGGUAACGUAGCCUCCUGGUUGGAUGAAUUUUGUACCAGGCUUGGAGAUGAUAUGUACCUUCCCAGAAGCAAUCUGACAAGCAUUGAACAUCAAGAGACAAAAGACAUACAAUUUCUUAAAGAAGUGGCGAGUGAGUCACUGAUCCCUGCCAUAGAACAGCUGAAACAAACAUUCUCUGAGAUUGAUUUGGAUCCGUUUGUCUCAAAGCCUCAUGAAAUCCUAUUUGAGCAGCUCAGUGGGUGUUUGAAGCAAUGUCCCUUUUGCAAGGCUGUCUGCAUGAACACAAUUCCUGGUCAUGAUGGAGAUCACAGAACUCGUUUUCAUCGUCCUCAGGCUCUGGCUGGCAUCCAGUGGGAAGGAACAAAUCAUCUAGUCACUGACAUUUGUACCAGCCUUGUAGCAAGUGACUGCAAAAUAGUGCUUGAUGGAAAAAUAAUUCAAUGUAAAAAUUAUCGAGAAGUAGGACCUGACUAUGCAAAUUGGGACAUCAAACCAGAUACCUUACAACUGUCUUAUUGGAAAUGGUUUGUCAAUCAUUUCAGAUCUGACUUAGAAAAAAUCCAUGAUGGAAAAUUUGAAGGCAAGGGGGCAAUCCCGGCUGAUUGGAAAAACUUACACAAGAAUGAUGUAGCCAUGGAUAUACUAUUUUUAAUGUUGUGCAUCUUUCAGG
Messenger RNA from Terrapene triunguis (Three-toed box turtle), 6220 nucleotides. RefSeq names its product interferon-induced very large GTPase 1-like. The annotation marks the transcript as partial. Gene Ontology annotation, molecular function: GTP binding. The record is from RefSeq and is a predicted model, not a curated record. The transcript has a single exon. NCBI's taxonomy places the organism in Eukaryota, Metazoa, Chordata, Testudines, Emydidae.